GCAAAAUGGCGCUUGAAAGGUGCCUCCUGUCAAGCAAAUCGCUGAUCCUUGAAGAACCUAACAGCCUUGGUCAGCAAGAGACCGGACGGCCAGAACCCUCGCUUCAAAUUAAGAAUAUCCCAAACGGGCAGGUCGAGGAUAGCGCAUCAUCCCCUUGGAGCGAACCGCAUUGGCAAAUAUCCUGAAUGGGCCAUGCAGCCCAAGAAGCGAACAAACAAGUCCGUCGCGGUGGUGCCGUGAUAAUUCUGUGUGAAUCGCUAUAGCCGCCCGUCCUGGACUUGCCUGAUUCCAUGAAAUCGAGCUCAAAAAGUAUAGAUACAUCUUUCGCCGGGACGGGAUCAAGGACGCUAUUUUCUGCUAGGACUGCCAUUUCCUUGGAUGCCAGACGAGGUGCCCGAUGAGGUGCCUUGACAGACAACCCAACGCGGUCAUCCUUCGUAUCGGGGUUCGCACUUCCAGGUCAGCCAUGCGUUCACCUGCAGAAGGCAUGGUCCCCUCGGGCAGCAACCGCGGGUUGCAAUGCUUUCAAGAUUUUGGUCAACUGGACGAACAUGUGCUGCACUCGCUUCGCAAUGAACUUCCCAGUCGCGGCAAUCUCACAUCAAGUGACGUGCCAGUCUCACAAACCCCGAUGUCGCAGGUAACAUCCCCGCAUUUGUGUCGAGAACAGCCCAGGCAGGAGGGGGUGACGGUGCGACUCACAUUGGCCGCACGUUGUAGUGAUUCUUAUCCAGUCGACCAGGAUCGGGAGACUAGUCCUAUACACCUCGACGACAUGCACACCCCUGAGUGCUAUACAGUAGUGUGUUAUUCUCGCCAUUCGUAUGCUUUCCUGGCUUCAAGCAGUGAGCAUUAGCGCGAAUACGCACGUCGGAAUAAUCCUCGAGGAUCUAUCCUCAUCUUGUGAUGGG
Aspergillus novofumigatus IBT 16806 is the source of this 911-nucleotide messenger RNA. RefSeq lists its product as uncharacterized. The transcript has a single exon. The record is from RefSeq and is a predicted model, not a curated record. The coding region runs from base 398 to 856 and encodes 152 amino acids. Lineage: Eukaryota; Fungi; Ascomycota; Eurotiomycetes; Eurotiales; Aspergillaceae.